Messenger RNA from Eriocheir sinensis (Chinese mitten crab), 9578 nucleotides. RefSeq lists its product as uncharacterized. The record is from RefSeq and is a predicted model, not a curated record. The transcript has 11 exons. Gene Ontology annotation, molecular function: chromatin insulator sequence binding. Lineage: Eukaryota; Metazoa; Arthropoda; Malacostraca; Decapoda; Varunidae. Bases 182 to 4333 code for a protein of 1383 amino acids. Gene Ontology annotation, biological process: regulation of transcription by RNA polymerase II. Gene Ontology annotation, cellular component: kinetochore; chromosome.
GCAGUUACUCAAGGACCACGGGGGGGGACAGACGUGCGCGCGUGUGUGCCCCCGUGACCGUGUGCGUGUGAUGUGUGUGUACCAAGCCAUGUAGACCUCCGCCCCGACCCCCCCCUUUCCUCCCCCACACGUACACAGGACCCCUUAUGUGCGUCUUUGGCCCCGUGGAGAAGGAGGAGAGAUGUCAAGACGUAAACAGAAAUUUCCUCUACAUUUAAAGAAUGAACAGACGGAUGGAGAAGAAGGAAAAGGAGAAGUGGAGGAAACAGAAGAGAUAAUGGAGGUGAUGGAGGAAGAGGAGGAGAGAAAACAUGGAGGAGGAGAGCAAGACGAAAACACCCCCUCCCGCCCCCCCAGCCCCUCCACGCCCCCCAACCUCACCCCCACCACGAUAAUGGAGGGGGGGAGAGUACCUCAGAACGGGGAGGUGGUCAUGCUGGGGGGGUUAAUGGGGAAGGGGGAGAGAGACAGCCCCCCCAGACCCCUCACCCCCUCCAACCCCCCACCUCACGCCCCCACCACAGAAUAUAGUGCCAAAAGGGGGCGCGUCUCCCCAACACGUGCCAUAAGCGUUAAACGGAGUGCCAAGAUUAUGCAGGAAGAGGAGGAGGAGGAGGAGGAGGAGAGGUUAUGUGUGAAGGAGGAGGAAGAGGAGAGAGAGGAGGAGGAGGAGACUGCAAACCGUGCCAUUGUGAGAAAGAGGAAGAUGGAAGAGGAGGAAGAGGAAGAAGAGGAGAGAAAGAGGAGUGCCAUUACAAAGAAGUGGAGGAAAGAGGAGAAGGAGGAAGAGGAGGAACGAAGGAAGAGAGAGAAGGGGCAGAGUGGUGGAUCAUCUCUCUCCUCUUCUUCCCUUACCUCCUCCUCCUCCUCCUCUUCCUCUUCCUCUUACAUCUGUCCAGUGUGUCAAGAGGCCUUCAAGAGUAAGAGGUCAUUCAACGCCCACAUACUUGUUCAUUGCCAGCUUGUGAAUGGAGCACUAGUGGGGGGCAAGAGAGCAGCACCACCCCCACCCCCCACCAUCGCCCCACACCCCUACCCCCACGCCCCCUCCUCCCCCGCCCCCCACGGCAAGAGGCGCGGGAGGGGGGAGGACGCCGCUACGAUAGUCAAGUUUAUAAGAGGAAGAGAAGAAGAGGAAGAGGAAGAAAAGAGGAGAGAGGACAAGGAGCAGAUUAAGAAGGAGGAGGAGGAGGAGGAAGAAGAGGAGCGCCAUGAAGUGGAGGAGGAGGAAGGAACUGGAUUGCCUUUGGAUUUAAGUUGGACUGGAGGAGGAGGAGGAGGAGGAGGAAGAGGAAGAGAUGAAGAAUAUGAAGAGGAAGGGAUCAGAGGAAGUGGAGAAGGUGGAGUUUUAGGGACAAAAUCCUACCCUAACCCACUCCAGCACUACUCCAACCCACUCCACGUCCUCCAGAACCCACUCCUGGCAACGUGGAGGCCUGUAACCCACUCUGGCGAAUCACUCCACCACCGCCACUCCGCCGAAAGCAUAAACGGAACGGCUCACCACCACCCCAGCAACAACCACCUCUACUCCACCAAGAGCCACCACGGUCACCACUCACCCACGCCACUCCUCUACCACUCCGCCUACUCUCACCCACUCCCCGAUCGCGGUCCGCUGGAGGAUGAGAACGACAACUUGGUCAACGAGGCGAGAGAGAAAGAGAAGGCGUUCCUUGAUUUGACCCAGAACGAACAGUAUUUGACGGAGGAUUCGACUGGCCUGGACCCCCCGCCCCCCCUCCCUCUCUAUGGGGCAGGAGGAGCGGUGCGAAGGGUUAGGGUGGGGGGAGAGGAAGGCGCGCCCCCCAUGGUCUACAGUGUUCGGUUACAUGCUGAACAGGUUCUUGUGACGAGGAUCCUGGGGGUGAAUGACGAGACUGGCGACAAGAUGGAGCUGUACAAAUGCUUCAUCUGCCGAGUGGCCUUCCCCUCGGUGACGCGCCUGCAAGCCCACCUCUCCCAGCACAAGCAGCGGUUCGUGUGCUCCAAAUGCAACUUCUCCUGUGACUCGAGGGUGACCUUCUCCUCACACGUCCAGCGGGAACACCUCUCCGACACCAUCAUCCGGUACCCCCAGCCGCCCUCAACCCCCGCCACCUCUGCCGAUGUGAUGGAUGGUGGUAUGGGUGUCGGGGGGGUGAGUGUGACAGUCAUGGGCGGUGGUGGUGGUGGCAGCGGUGGUUCAAUGGGAUCAGUUUACCUGUCGCCUGCUGUGGAUUUAACACCUGCCUCUGCUGCUUCGGUGCUGCCUACUGGUGUGAGGGACAGUGAAGACAGCCAUCAGGGCAGGGCUGGGCAGUGCCUGGACGACCCCACCAGCGCCGAGAACACAGUGACCGUCGCGGCGCUCCUCUCGGCACUCCGGGAGAAGCAGCGUGGGGGUGGCGGGGUAGCGGGGCGGGGCGGCGGCGUAGGAGGUGGAGUCAGCCCCGGGUCACCGCAAAUUGACGAGGAAAAUGAGGACGAGAACAUGAGCAGCGACGACUCAUACCCGCGAUCGCCUGGGUGUGAGGGUGGCGGGGGUAUGGGUGUAGGGGGGGUGGGGGUGGGCCGAGCAGGGGAGGAGGUCUUCAAGGUGUAUCGGUGCCGUUUCUGCGGGAAGAAAUUCGAGCGUGCGUUCUCCUGCAACCGUCAUGAGCGCGUCCACACGGGGUACAAGCCGUGUUUCUGCCGGGUGUGUGGGCGUGGAUUCUCCGAGCCGCGCAACCUCCGCCACCAUGUCAUCCGCUUCCACAGUGACGGAUCGCUGCGCCACCUCAUCAAGCGGGACAGGCGGAAGAAGGGCGACGAGGACCUCGCGGCGAGCUUCACCGCUGCCGCCAGCCCCCAGAGUAAUCCCAGCCUCACCCCGGGAAGCCUGACCUCACAAGCCAUCACCGUAGCAAGCAUGACGGUGAAGAAUGCCCUCACCCUCAGCGCUAAGAUUCCUCCCUCCACCGCCCCUGCCACCACCACCAUGCCCCCUGUCCUGGCACCCCCCUCCCCACCGUCACCCCCGCCGGCUCCCCCACGCCCCACCCCAGAAGCCAGGUUCAAAGACGUGCUUAAGGAAACUGCGAAUAAAUUAAUAUCGUCGUCCAACAUCGACAUCUCAAGCAUGUCGGGGAAGAGUCCAGGCCUGGAGAUUUCUCUGACGGGGGGGAAGGCUGUGCAUGGCUCCCCCCCCUCCUCCUCACCUCCGCCCCCCACCUCCACCAUGGCUGCUGCUGUGUCAUCCCCUGGCAACACCACAGCUGCAGCAGCUGCAGCCGCCGCCGCUGCUGCUGCAGCUGCUGUCACGACGUACACCACCAGCCUGACCAAGAUUAUCGCUGCCUCGCUGGACAACACAACGCGGACCACCCCAACACCAACCUCGAUCAGCACCCUCACCAACACCACCAAAAACAACAUCAACAACAGCAGCAGCGGUGGCAGCAGAAUCGCCACCACCAUCACUGCUCUCGGGGUAGAAAGUGCGGUCGAUCCAGGGAAUUUCCGGGGACAGGACCUGGAACCCGGGGAAAUACGUUUGGACAGAAGGGCGAGGAUAGUGGAUGAUGCAGAAGGCGGAGGAAGGAGGCUAGUGGUGGAGGAGGAGGAGGAGAUGGACCACUCGCCACACUUCUCAAACUAUGCUCCGAGGCUACACAUCAUCCAGGAGCCAUUGGAACGCGACAAGGCAGUGGUGCCGAUAACAGAUGACAUUGGCCGCACCUUCUUCCAGUGCCCUUACUGCCACAAGCUCUUUGGCAGCACCUCGGACAUGAACAGGCACCUCGACUUUCAUGAAGACCUGCGCCCGUACAACUGUGAGUACUGCGACUACUCGGCACGAACCAACAGCCAGCUGAAGGUUCACAAGAUGAGGCAUGAAGGCAUCAAGUUGUACAGCUGUGACGUGUGUAACUACAACGGCGUGACGCAGAGUGACCUCAACCGACACAAGAAGACGCAGAGCCACAUUGCGCGGAGCCAGAACAUCUGCGCCAUCUGUGGACUCGGCUUCUACACGGGCUCACAAAAACAGGUCCACAUCGUCCAGUGUCACCCCGAGAUGGAGGGCGCCUCGUCCCUGAUACAGAUGAGUCUGGGCCCCCCCGUGGCUCCCCUCCUUGGCCCCCUUCCCCCAGUGGCCCUGCCGACCGCCACCAUCAUCACCUCCACCACUACUGAUGACGAUGAUGGUGAUAGUGAUGGUGACUGUUCUGCUACCACUACUACUACUACUCCUGCUAUUACCGUUUCUGGUGCUGCUACAAAGAACACACAUACAAACACACAUGCACACAUACACUCUCCUCCUCCCCCUCCUCUUACACCCAUACCUACACAAACUGCUGCUGUGUGAGUGUAAAUAUACCUACAUACACUUGCACAGACACAUACAUACGCAGUAAUUAUUAUGUAUGCAGUCUUUGUACAAAUAGUGAUUAUUACUGACUUUAUUAUUAUUUUUAUUAUUAUCAUUAUUACUGUGAGAGAAGAGAAAGAGAUAGUUGGGGGUAAAGGAAAUAGUUAUGUGUACACCAAGCUAUGUAGUCGCUUUUGUGUGUGUGUGUGUGUGUGUGUGUGUGUGUGUGUGUGGCAUGUUUGGGUUUGCAGAAAGAAAUUUGCAAAGAAAAAAAUCUUCAAAAUCUGAAAGAACAACGGAAAAAAAAGGAAUCGAUAGUGUUUUUUUGUGUAUUUAAUUAGUGUGUGUGUGUGUGUGUGUGUUUUGUAUUAUGAAAUGGUUACAGUGUUAGGGGAAAAAAAUAUGAUUGACUUGAAUACUUAUGAAAAAAAAUAAUGCAAUGCUUGAAAUAAAAAAAAAAUACUGAUUGUGUGUGUGUGUGUGAGAGAGAGAGAGAGAGAGAGAGAGAGAGAUGAAUGUUUAAGGGAAAAAAAUGAAAGUUGAUAAAGAAAGAAGAAAGGAAAGAAGUGAAGAAGGAAAGAGGGAAGAAAAAUAGGAUAGUAAAGAAGAGAGAAAAGAAGGAAGGAAAAAAAGAAGGAAAACAAAAAGUAAAGGAACAGAUAAAGGAAACAAAUGAACAAUCAAAUACCUCUUAAAAAAACAAGAAUCACAGCAAACUCGUCUUUCUGUACAAACAAACAAACAGGAAAAGAAACGGAGGAGAAGAUGAAGAGAGAGGCAAAAAAUAAACACUUAGAGAAACACAUACUUUCAAGAGAGAGAGAGAGAGAGAGAGAGAGAUGGUGCUCUUUUCAAAACACAUUCCAUAGACGUUCAAGAAGAAAAGAAGAAAUAACUCAGGAACGUGUGUGUGUGUGUGUGCGUGCGUGUGCGUGUAGGUGCAAUAUAUGGUCACGUCUGCUGUUUUUAUUGCUAUUUAUUUCUGUGUAUUUCCUCUUCCAUAAUGCUCUCCUCUACCUUCCCUUACACACACACACACACACACACACACACACACACACACAGUAAAUCAGGUAUAUUUGAUUACAAUUUUUGGAGUUGAAAGAAUGUACAUAAAUAUAUAUUAGAGAGAGAUUCAUUACAUAUAUAAGUAAAAGUUGCUACUACUAUUAUUAUUAUUAUUAUUAUUUUUAUUAUUAUUAUUAUUAUUAUUAUUAUUAUUAUUAUUAUUAUUAUUAUUAUUAUUAUUAUUAUUAUAGGCAUUAUUUAGUUUUAAGUGUUAGUGAAGCUCUGUCCAGUAUAAACAAACACAGUAAGAGAGAGAGAGAGAGAGAGAGAGAGAGAGGUGCCAAAGUGGGGUUAUUUCCAUUAUUAUUAUUAUUAUUAUUAUUAUUAUUAUUAUUAUUAUUAUUAUUAUUAUUAUUAUUAUUUGUGGCUAUUACUACUACCACUACUAUUUUUUCCCUGAUAUCUGGUGCUAAUGUGUGUGUGUGUGUGUGUGUGUGUGUGUGUGUGUGUGUGUGUGUGUGUGUGUGUGUGUGUGUGUGUGUACGACUGAAUAGAAUCUCACUUUGCUGUUGUUAUUAUUGGCAUUACGAAGAUGAAGACAGAGUUACCAGUUGUUGCAUUCCAGCCUUAUUAUCAUCUUAAUUAUUAUUUUUUAUCAUCACUAUUAUUACUAUCACACCUGUUGUCGUUGGCUUGAGUGGUCGUAGCGCGUCGUUAGGGAUCGUUAAGGAUAGCUAGGCAUAGUUAGGAGGUCGUUAAGGAGUAAUUAUUAUAGUGAUUGUUGUUGUGGUGAUCUGCUUGUGUGCUCGGCGUGGUGGGUAUUAUUAUUAUUAUCAUUAUUAUUAUUAUUGUGUGUGUGUGUGUGUGUGUGUGUGUGUGUGUGUGUGUGUGUGUGAAGCUGCUAUGCCUCUACGCCUUUAGGAUAAAACGUACAAACACAGAUGGUCGCUUCCACUGUGAAUGCAAACACAAAUUAUUAUCAUUUUUAUUUUUUAUUAUUACCAUUAUUAUCAUUAUUAUUUCAAAGCAUAAGCGUUCAUUUGACUCCAUGUGAUCGGAAUCUCUGUUGGAUGUAAACAUAGACUCACAAAGAUACUCAGACCACACAGACCCUACAGCAAAGACCAAGGAUAGGAGACAAGGGAGACCAAAGAUAAGAAACAACAAAAGAGAACAAAGAUAAGAGAUAUGAGAGACCAAGGAUAAGAAACAAUAAGAAAGGCCAAGAAUAAAGCCAGAAUUUUUUAACCCCUUGGAUGCAGAUUUCCUACAAGAAGACAUCACCAAGCUACAGGAGUGGAGCAACAAGUGGCUGCUACAAUUCAUUUAAGAAAAAUGUAAAGUCAUGCACCUUGGGAGGGGAAAUCCAGCAUACCAGUACCACAUGGGAAACACUCCACUAGCCACCACAGAGGCAGAGAAAGACCUGGGAGUGUAUGUUACCAGGCUACCAGUGAAGGCCAAAUCCAGCAUGCCAGUACCACAUGGGAAACACUCCACUAUUCACCACAGAGGCAGAGAAAGAUCUGGCAGUGUAUGUUACCAGGCUACCAGUGAAGGCCAAAUCCAGCACACCAAUACCACAUGGGAAACACUCCACUAUCCACCACAGAGGCAGAGAAAGACCUGGGAGUAUAUGUUACCAGCUUACCAGUGAAGGCAAAAUCCAUGCCAAUUGCAGUGGAGGGGUUAAACAGCAUAUUGGUAUUUAUUAACAGUUAUGUAGCUCAUUUGUCUUUUGAUGUGCAUAUUUGGGAUGGAGCUAGAAGUGCUGGAUUUUCUCGGAGUUAAGUCAAUAUCUUAGAAAACUCAUUCGUAAAAAAAUAUGUAAAAGAAAAAUCAGUAAGACCAACUAACCAAACUUUUGGGUUCCAGUUGAAAAGAAAAGCUCGUUAAAUCAGUGAAUUGUUGCGACAGACAGAGAGAGAGACGGACGACAAGUAGAUGGAUGAAUGUAUAGAUAAGAAGAGAGAGAGAGAGAGAGAGAGACGACAAGUAGAUGAAUGAACGUAUAGAAAAGCAGAGAGAGAGAGAGAGAGAGAGAGAGACGACAAGUAAAUGGAUGAAUGUAUAAAUAAGCAGAGAGAGAGAGAGAGAGAGAGAGAGAGAGAGAGAUGUAUAGAGACUGACAGAAAAAUAAAAAGGUACGUAAACAGAUAGAUGCAAAGAUAUAAAAUGAUACAGACAGACGGUUACACACAGUCAAAUACAGGUAGAUGAAUACACAGACACAAUCUAUAACCAUUCCUUAGAAACUUAACAAAGGGGCAUUAGACAACUCUGGGCAUUCAUUACCAUUAUUCCCACUUUUGUUUAUUGUGUGCUAUCCUUUGAAACACCAUUGAUAAGCCUACAGGAAAGAAUAUGUAUGUAUGUAAGGAAGCAUGUUUCUUUAGCCUAUGUAUGUGUGUAUGUAGAUGUGUGUGUGUUUUCCAAGCCGGCGUCUCCCUAACACAUGUUCUGGCGUCUCUUGGGGGUGUUCUGCCUUUAGGAGGAUCUCGGGCGGGGUGGUUCUCCUUUCUCACCGUGAUAUUUGUCUAUUACAUUUUACUCAUUACAUUUUGUCUGACAUAUUUGCCUAUUGCUUUUAUAUUUUCGCCUGUGUAAAGUCACUGUUUCUCUCUCCUCUGUAUCGUCCUGCUGUUUACCUUAUGAAAGUGCUGCAUGUUUCCUUACUUCCAUAUUUUAUUAACUGAUUAAACUGUGUAAACCCAGUCCGCUCCUCUUUCCUCUGUCUCACCAUGAUCUUUUUCUUCAUGUUCUUUUUUUCUUUUCUUUUGCAUGUUCUUUUUUUUCUUCUACUUCUACUAUUUCUACUACUAUUACUAUUACUGCUGCUGCUUUUUCUUCUUUUUCUUCCUCAUCUUCAUAUUUUCUUUACCUUCAAUCUUUUUUUUAUUAUGCUCCAUCUUCAGUCUUCUUCAUAUUCUUUUUUAUCUUCAAUCUUUUCCAUAUUCUGUUUCAUCUUCAGUUUCUCUUCCUUCAUAUUCUUUUUCAGCUUCAAUCUCUUUCAGCUUCAGCUUCUUUUCCUACAUAUUCUUUUUCAUCUUCAAUCUUUUUCAUAUUCUCUUUCAUCUUCAGUUUCUCUUCCUUCAUAUUCUUUUUCAGCUUCAAUCUUUUUCAUAUUCUCUUUCAUCUUCAGCUUCUCUACCUUCAUAUUCUUUUUUCAUCCUCAACGCUACCAAUAGACGCCAGAACAGGUGCUUGCUUGCGUGAGGCCGGCCCAAGACUGUACAUAUAUAACCUAACCCUCAAGCCAGGUGUUCCGUGUAAGUUAGUGAACGUUUAGUGCGUACGGACGUCAUAGUUAACGGAAGAAACACAAUAGCCUUCUUAGGGAGUACUGAUGAUGAUGACGAUGAUGGUGUUACUACUACUACAACUACUACUACUACUACUACUACUACUACUAUUACUACUGUUGCUGCUACUACCAUUGUGUAUGUACGUAAUACUUUCAAAGGAUACCUCAUUAAAAACACAUUAAUUUUACUAGUUGUGGCUAUUACUGUGUGUGUGUGUGUGUGUGUGUGUGUGUGUGUGUGUGUGUGUGUGUUGUUUACAUUCAUGCAAUGGUUGGUUGAGUUUGUUGUUGAUGUAAAUUUUCUCGAGAUGGUUUAAAAUGUGACUUGUGUGCCAAACUGCCUCUAUUAUUAUCAUUAUUAUUAUUAUUAUUAUCAUCAUUAUUGUUAUUAUUAUUAAGGUUAUAUGUCAAUCACCUGUGUGACAAUUAUGCAGUAUAGGCUAAUGAAGGUAACUUUCAUUAUUAUCAUUAUUAUUUAUCAUUGGUAUUUAAUAAUUAUUGAUUUUACCUUUGAAUUACUACACGUCUUCCUUGCUUUAGUGAGUUUAACAUUAUUUUUUUAAACCAUACAAAAGACUGAAAGAUUGAUGUGAUAUUUUGUUGGUGAAAUAGCCUAUGUUACAACAUCAAUAUUAUUAUCAUUAAGUAUUAUUAUUGGUGCAAUUGUCAUUUAAUUAUGGUUAUUUUUUUAUGAUUAUUGUAAUUCAUUGUUAUUACUGUUGUUAUUAUUAUUAUUAUUAUUAUUAUUAUUAUUAUUACUCUUAAUAAUUUUGAGAAUGUGAUGCAUCGUAUGUUUGUGUGUGCCUGUGUCUUGUUCAUUAUUAUUAUUAUUAUUAUUAUUAUUAUUAUUAUUAUUAUUAUUAUUAUUAUUAUUAUCAGUGCGAGACUUUACAAUGGUGCAGAUGAAAGACAAUAAAGAGAAAUAUGUAU